Hibiscus syriacus is the source of this 1742-nucleotide messenger RNA. RefSeq names its product zinc finger protein BALDIBIS-like. Lineage: Eukaryota; Viridiplantae; Streptophyta; Magnoliopsida; Malvales; Malvaceae. The coding region runs from base 26 to 1528 and encodes 500 amino acids. Gene Ontology annotation, molecular function: DNA-binding transcription factor activity. The record is from RefSeq and is a predicted model, not a curated record. The transcript is spliced from 3 exons. Gene Ontology annotation, cellular component: nucleus.
GUUUCAGUAGUUAAAAGUUUCAGAAAUGAUGUCUCAAGAUGGGGUUCCAAUUCCCUCAACUGUGAAAGGGUUAGCUCAACAACAACCAAACCCUAACCCUAAUCCAUUGAAGAAGAAGAGAAAUUUUCCAGGAACACCAGAUCCAGAUGCAGAAGUUAUCGCUAUGUCACCGAAAUCUCUCAUGGCGACCAAUAGAUUCAUGUGUGAAAUCUGCAACAAGGGUUUUCAAAGGGACCAGAACUUACAACUCCAUAGGCGAGGUCACAAUCUGCCAUGGAAGCUGAAGCAAAGAACCAACAAAGAAGUUAGAAAAAAAGUUUACAUCUGCCCUGAAAAGACCUGCGUUCACCACGACCCGUCGAGAGCUCUAGGAGACCUCACCGGAAUAAAGAAGCACUUCAGCCGUAAACAUGGCGAGAAGAAAUGGAAGUGUGAGAAAUGUUCGAAGAAAUACGCUGUUCAGUCUGAUUGGAAAGCUCAUAGUAAGAUUUGCGGCACUCGAGAGUAUAGAUGCGACUGUGGAACUCUCUUUUCCAGGAAGGAUAGCUUCAUCACGCAUAGAGCUUUCUGCGAUGCUUUAGCUGAAGAAAGUGCGAGAUUCACUUCGGUUCCAUCGACUGUGAAUCCAGUAGCAGCUUUUACAAAUGAUUUCAUAAAUGGGGCCAUUAAUGACAACGUGAUGCACCAGUUUUCAUCGGUGUUUAAACCAGAGUUUAGUGGUGGGUUAGAGCUAGUCAACAACCUGAAUCCAAAUGGGCAAAAGCCACAGUCGAGACUACAGUUAUGGCUCGACCAGGGGAACCCAUUCGGUGUCCCCAACAACACUACUGCAAACGCUUUCUUAGCAUCAAAAUCCACGAGCUUGCCUGACUUGGGAAUGGCACCAAUGAACAUGUUUGGCUUAUUGUCGCAGACACAAACACAAUGGCUGGGCAGCAGCAAGUACCCAGAUGAUGAUGCAUUAUCAUUUCCAGGUGCAAACCUCAACAUGUCAGCAUUGAGACCAAAACAAGAAGAAGAGAACAAGGGAGAUUUGUCCGAAUCCAUAACAUCUUUGUAUUCCAACAAUAAUCUUCAACAGAGCGAGUCUCAUAGUCACAUGUCAGCUACUGCACUCUUGCAGAAAGCAGCACAAAUGGGAUCUACAAGAAGCAACCCGGCAGCAUUCAACAACAGUGGCUUUAGGUUAAUGAGUUCCAACAAUACUUAUGACCAGAGCAAGAAUGAAGUUUAUAAACUGUUCAAGCAAGCGAAUGACGGUGAAUCUGAGAACAUAAACAAAUUAGUGAGCUCAUUGUCUUCAACUCAAGCAGCUGUUACCAAAGAUGGGUGUGCUUCAUUAGAUGAUUUGAACUCGAGCUCAUUUGUGAGAAACGCCACCACAAAACAAGGUAACAACUCGAACGAAGUUGAUUCGAGCUUAACCAGGGAUUUUCUCGGUGUGGGAGGUGAAUCAAACAGGUCAUUCUUGCAACAGCAAGAGCUUGUAAAGUUUGCUUCAAUGGGUUCAAUCCAGCAAUGGAAUUGAUGAUUCAAACAGAAGCGAGUCAUCCACAUGGAAGGGGAGUCUUGUGAACGGUGGUGGGGGCCACUCUACUGCGGUGGUGUAAGGGACUGAAGAGAAAGAGACAUGGCAGUGUUGUUGGGCCCUCCAUGCACGUAAAUUUUUCACCAUUUUAAUUCUGCUACAGUUCUGUAUUUUUAGUUUCUAUUUUAAUAUUUCUCUUGCAAACUUUCAUUAA